CACACACACACAGUCCCGGCUCACCAAUAUCUCCGGAUCCUUGUCUAUGUCAACACGCACCUCCGAUCGCGCUUGUUUGUUUUUGAAUUUUUGAAACGAUUCGAUUCGUUAAAUUCCGUUAAAUUCCGUUUAACGAACAUCCCACGAGGCUCAUUCUGAUACUGGCGUCGCUGUUUUUUGAAAAGGAGUUAUUCAUAGUAGUAGCAACGGUGGUGUUUUGGUACAUACUUUUUAGCGUGGUUGUGAAAAGGAGUUUGUUGUUGAUACAUAAAUAUUAACAACUGUUCUUCGUUUACAUCUGCGGAACAGCAGCGGCGGAGGGAGAGAGAGAGAGAGAGAGAGAGAGAGGCGUGGAGUACGGUGAAGGAGGCGAAGAAGAAGAAGGAGAUUAGGUGUUGGAGGAAGGAAGGAGGAAGCAAGAUAGGAGGACGGGACGCUGGGAUGGAGAUGUCCAGGACAAUGCUCUUCAUGGCCGCCGUCCUCUCGCUCUCGACCCUCAGCACGGCGACGAAAGACAAACCGAAGGCUGCGAUGCUCCGGCAGUUCGGGCCUUACGGACGCAGCCCCGACUUCCAGCGGAACUCUCGUAACGACCACCACGACAACCCAAACCGGAGACGACCCAACGACGGCCACAGUCAGGACGACCUGUACGCCAACCACAAUUUCGAGAGGGGGGACUUCGGCGAUUUGGGUGAUGGCAGUCAGGAUUUCGGGGAUAAUUAUUUCGAAAAUGGUGCAGGAUUCUCGAGUGGCGGGUCCUACAGGCAGCAGGAUAGCGGGAUGAGGUCGGGUGGGUCCUUUGACAGGAUUUCGAAGCCUGGACUGAGCCGUCGAGUAGGAUAUCCGGACGCGCUGGAUUGGCGUGGCAUCGACAGGAGUGGCGGCAGCAGCAGUACCAACGGAAGCAUUGACGUCUAUAGCAUCCUGGCACUAGGUAUCUUCGCCGCCUUCCUCGGCUACAUCGUCUACUACUACAUCAGCGUCAACGGAGGAGGCAGGUCCUUCGAAGGGCUUGGGGGAGAGAGCAUGACGAAAAUCCUUGUGGACGUGACGAAGGGGAUCGAGCGAUGGGCCAUGUUUGAGCUGCUGCCCGAUAACCUGGAUGGGUUUGAUAUUUCCGGGUUGUUGAGUCGAUAAGUGGGUUUAAUGUUAUUUGUUGUUCUUUUAGUGUUAUUGUUGAGUUAUUUGUUAUAUUUUUAGUUAUUUGUGAUUUUUUUUAAUUUGUUUUUACUCUUUUUUUUGAGUCGCUGCCCGAUAACUUUGUUAUUUCCAGGUUGUUGAGUCGAUAAGCGAGUUUAAAGCUGGGUUAUUGACUUUUAAUGUUUAAAAACUCUUGUGUGUGUAACUUAAGUUAUUUGUUAUUAAUUGAGAUAUUUAUUUUAUUAUUGUUUUACCUUUUUGUUAUACCCUCGUUAAUCUUGUGUAUUAGUGAAAACACAAAGAAAAUAUAUUUAUGAGAAAGUGAGAUAUAUAUAACAUUGUACUGAACUAAUCAAAAUAACAUUUUAAUGCUAUAACUUAAUUAUUUGUACUUUCAUGAAGCUCUGUCACAGUAAGAGUAAUAACAUAUAACCAUGACGUUUCGGACUCAAACUGAACACCUAUCUUAGUGUGGCAUUUUUUCCAUUUCAUUUUACAUACGUUAUUGUCUCUGUACAUUGCAUAUCAUGCCUCGUCUUAACUCUAUAUAUCGUAUCAUUUUAGUUGUUUAAGAUUACAUGAAACAUUCCUCAUUAUACAUCAUUAUCAAGUGGCAUUUAUAUUUGUUAAAGAUAAUAAGAAAUAUUUUUUAUAUAAUGAACAAUACUCAAACGCUUAAAGGCCAAGUUCGACGGCAUCGAAAAGAACUUGAAACAUUUAAUUAAAAUUCGAAUCCAUUUUGCAUACACACACCCAUUAAUAUGUAUAAAAGGUAUGAAUGAGAAUGAAUAUCUUCACACUACAAGAGAUAUAUUUGACCGGUUUCGAUUGUAUCUCCUGUGAAGAUAUUCAUUCUCAUUCAUACCUUUUAUACAUUUGUCAACAUGAAUGCGGUUCACCCAUUAAUAUGUAGGCCUUUAUGUAUAUUAUUUUCCAGCACAUGAUUCCAACUUGGGCAUUAUUAGAUGUAACUGAAAUAAAAUGCUAAGAUGCAA
This is a messenger RNA of Penaeus monodon (black tiger shrimp), 2138 nucleotides long. RefSeq lists its product as uncharacterized. NCBI's taxonomy places the organism in Eukaryota, Metazoa, Arthropoda, Malacostraca, Decapoda, Penaeidae. The transcript is spliced from 4 exons. The record is from RefSeq and is a predicted model, not a curated record. Bases 442 to 1140 code for a protein of 232 amino acids.